GUGACUGGAUACUAUCUAGAACUGAGAUAUAAAUAACGGUCUUUUUUCAGGGAACCCAGACUUAAGAUUUGAUCGUUUAAAGCUAAACAAGAUUGUGCUUAUGCACUUUUGCUCUUCACGUAACAGUGAGGUUUUUUGCCUUCCUGUAACAGCCACAUGAAUAAUGUCUCUGAAGCAAAAGCAAGAAAAACAGCAAGAGCAACAGUUAUCCCUCCGUCAGAGGAUGGCAUUAUUUCAGGCCAGUUCCUCAGUUAGACAGACAAACAGUAAAGGAAGUGGUGCAUGUAAAAGGAAGAAGGGUGGAGCAGAAACAAGUACUUCCAUCUCCCCAUCUCUUCAUGUUGAAACAGAAAUCAAAGACUAUAAAGCCUGCUCUUCUUCUACUCUUAGUGAUGCUCACCUCAAUGAAACUCACAUUUCUACCUCAUGCCUCCCAUCCUCUGACACCUGCCACAGUCAAGAGCUCAUCUCAUUUCUCCUCCCUUCUUACUGUGACUCUCUCUUUUGCUCAUUACGGAGUUUAAAAGAAGAGGGACUGCUGUUGGACUGCAGCUUACAACUUCUUGGCGAUUCUCACAAGGCUCACCAAUUAGUGCUUGCUGCUGUCAGUCAAAGGGCAGAGGAGUGGUUGUGCUCCCGGAAUAUGGAGGUGAAUUUGUAUAAUGUGGGAGGAUCUGCGUGUCAUAUAACUUAUGCAGGACUGAAAGCUGUUCUGAACUUUGCUUACUAUGGAGAAGUGAACAUGAAUUAUACUGAAGCCAGAGAUUUGGAGGAGAUUCUGAUGGCUUGCAGAUGUUUAGGAGUGGACCGACUCGCAGAGGUGUGCAAGGCUGAAGCUCCAUCCACUGGGAGGGUGGAGAGAGAACAGAGCCUGCGGGUGAUCAGGACACUGUGGGAGAGACGUGUUGGCUGUGAUGUUAUCAUGGAGGUGGAAAGUGGAGAGCGUUUCCCUGCCCAUCGCAUUAUACUUGCUGCAGGGGGAGACUAUUUUAGAGCCCUCUUUUGCAGUGGGUUACGUGAGUCCAAGGAGGAGGUGGUGUGUUUGCGAGGCAUAGCAUCAUGGGUGCUAGAAUCCCUACUGGAGUUCAUGUACUCUGGACAGUUAAAUUUGGGCUGGCAGAAUAUCUGGGACCUCACCGAAGCAUCUCUGCAGUUCCAACUACAAGGGGCACACACACUAUGCUCAGAAUUUCUACAUGAUCAUAUGAAUGAUGCUUCAUGUUUGGACACUCUCUUUCUAGCUGAGACAUAUGGACUGGAGCGUCUUGGUAGGGCAGCAGAGGAGUAUACUUUAGCCCACUUCCAGCAGAUUUCAGAGAGAGAGAAUUUUAAAGAUCUCACCUGUACCCUACUGGCACGUCUGUUAGAGAAGGAUGAGCUGAGGGUAGACUCUGAGGUGGUGGUAUUCAGGGCAUUAAUGAGUUGGGUUGAGGAGGAUAAAGCACACAAGCUGGCCAAUUUACCAGGACUUCUCCAGAGAGUCCGUUUCCCACUAAUGAGUCCACCAGAGCUGGAGGAGGUUGAGGGCUGCAGACUGCUACGUAGGAAUGCAGAAGGAAGGGAAGCCUUACAGAUUGUGAGGAAGCUUCUAGAAGGAAACCAGAGAACAAUAGGAUGUAAACCACGUACCCCAAAUCAGGUCUUGGUGUUGGUGGGAGGGGACAGUGUGAAUGACAACUUUGAGCGGCGGGAACCAAACCGGUCCCUGUGGUUUGCUCAGCGCUUUCUGCGUGGAGAGGGACUCAUUCGGACUAUAGAGUGGGAACCUCUGGUUCAGCUACCAGAACCCCCACGACUUCGCCACUGUGUGUGUGUUCUCAAUAAUGUAUUGUACAUACUAGGAGGGCGCAAAUACUACGGAAAACUGGAUAUACUCAAGUCUGUGGUGAGAUUCAGCCCUGCCCAGUUUAAAUGGGAGUGUUUGCCUGAUAUGGCCAGUGCCAGAGACUACUUUGCUGCUGUGUGUUGGAGAGGCAAAGUUUUUGUCCUGGGAGGCAACCAAGAUGACACAAAUUACCUGGAUUCUGUGGAGUAUUACACACCUGAAGACAACACUUGGAGGUUGGCUCAUCCUUUAGACACGCCCAUCUGCGGCCAUGCUGCUGCGAUAUUGGAUGGCGAAAUUUUCAUAUCAGGUGGAUGUGACUCUCAUCUACGCUGUCUUCCGUCUCUGUGGCACUAUGAUCCUGUCUACGGCUGCUCAAACAGGGCUCCAAUGGCAAGUGGAGCCGGUCGUGCAGGUCAUGUGAUGCUGGCUGUAGGAAAUCAACUGGUCGUGGCUGGAGGACUACAGCCUCUGCAGGUGGGUUUUGGGGACCAGUUACAAUGCGAGGCAUAUGAUGUGCUGCAGAAUUGCUGGAUGCCUCUUCCCUCUCUGCCACGACCCCAUCUAUCUCCUGCAGCCACAUGCCUUGAUGGAAUGCUGUAUAUCUUGGGUGGGUCUUCAUUUGACUCAGGAUAUGACACACCAUGGGUUUAUCGCUAUGAUCCACGGGACAAAUUCUGGGACAAACUGGGAACAUUGCCUCGACCUUAUGCUGACCUUGCAGCAUGCAUGCUUCAAUUACCCAUAAACCACAGGGGUUAAUGUUGAAGUCUGAAUAUUACAAAAUAGUAUUGUUUUGAAAACUGCAAAGUGGGAGUAAAAUUACAUAAAUUCAUGGUGUAUUGAAGGUAAUGAAUAUAAAAAUAUAUAGGCAGUUAAAAACAGCAUUAAGUAAAAAAAAAAAGCCUGGAACAGUUGAAAAUUUGUCAGGAUUUGGAUAUAUUGGCAUA
This is a messenger RNA of Pangasianodon hypophthalmus (striped catfish), 2775 nucleotides long. RefSeq names its product kelch-like protein 33. The record is from RefSeq and is a predicted model, not a curated record. NCBI's taxonomy places the organism in Eukaryota, Metazoa, Chordata, Actinopteri, Siluriformes, Pangasiidae. The coding region runs from base 164 to 2587 and encodes 807 amino acids. Gene Ontology annotation, molecular function: protein binding. The transcript has 8 exons.